Penicillium soppii is the source of this 1125-nucleotide messenger RNA. RefSeq lists its product as uncharacterized. Lineage: Eukaryota; Fungi; Ascomycota; Eurotiomycetes; Eurotiales; Aspergillaceae. Bases 1 to 1125 code for a protein of 374 amino acids. The record is from RefSeq and is a predicted model, not a curated record. The transcript is spliced from 3 exons. Gene Ontology annotation, biological process: intracellular protein localization. Gene Ontology annotation, cellular component: plasma membrane.
AUGUCUCACCACGACAUUGUCGAUGCGGAGUCGCGCAAUCGCCUUCCGACACUCUUUGAGGUCCUGAGCCGCCGGACCCUCGCUCCAGUCGACUUAUUUUCGUUCUAUAUUUACAUGCGGGAUCAACAACGCUCAGUGGAUUACCUGGAUUUCUGGCUCGAUGUAUCACAACAUAUGCUACUAUGCCGACACUAUGUCCGAGAACUCAGACGUUCGGUCUUGGUCGCUACCCCAGAUAUUGAACGCGCUGAGAGCAAAUCAUCUGCCAUGCUAGACAAUCUGGAGAAUCUGGGUGACAUUCCGUUGGAGGAGGCUGGGCCUUCUCGUCUACGACACGGAUUCCAAGAAAAUGAGAAGGAGAGAGAUGCUGACCAACGUUUGUCCGCGUUCCUCCGAUCCGAGGGUGCCACUUCAUCGCCCUCACGACAAAACAGCCUGGGAUCCUCUCACGAAUCAGCACACCAAGUGUCUUCGUAUGAGGACGGUCGUCAUACCCCGGACUCGCGAAACAACGACUCGAACUCCCCUGGACAUACCGUGGACCGCAACGACAUUCGCGCCAGCGCUGAGAAGAUCUUGUACACAUAUUUACUUCCUGGCUCCGAGCGGGAGAUCAUGCUACCGGAAUCGAUGGUUUCGUCCAUCAUCAACUUGGUUGAAGACGACGGCCGAGACGACCCCGAAGUUUUUGAUCCCGCCAAGGACUACGUUUUCCAAGCCAUGGAGCGCGAUGCUUUCCCCGGAUUCUUGCAGGCAAAGGCUCUGGGAAACAUUGUUCCCCUUAGCACUAUUCUGCGCCUCGCUUUUGCCCUGAUCAGCUUUGGCGGAGGUUUUUGGGGUGCAUUCUAUGUUGUGCUACGGAACAAGCCUCGUAACAUUCGCUGUUGGAUUAUUCUUCCAUUCGCUGUCGCCUCAUACUUUAUUAUUUCCUAUCAGUACAAGAUCGACCCCGUCAUGGCGUUCCUGGGAUACAGUGAAUACACUUUCAUGAACUGGGCCCCAAUUCGCGAGCCCUAUGUUCGCAAGCUCUUGAACAAGCGCGCCCUGGUCACCGCAAUGAUUGCUUUCUUGACAGCUGCAGCUUUGAGCAUUCUGUUCAUCUUCGUCCCCGGUACCAUUCUGUGA